This is a messenger RNA of Lineus longissimus, 8952 nucleotides long. RefSeq names its product tight junction protein ZO-1-like. Bases 408 to 4895 code for a protein of 1495 amino acids. Gene Ontology annotation, cellular component: bicellular tight junction; plasma membrane. Lineage: Eukaryota; Metazoa; Nemertea; Pilidiophora; Heteronemertea; Lineidae. Gene Ontology annotation, biological process: protein localization to cell-cell junction; cell-cell junction organization; cell-cell adhesion. The record is from RefSeq and is a predicted model, not a curated record. Gene Ontology annotation, molecular function: cell adhesion molecule binding. The transcript has 32 exons.
AUGGCUACAUCUCGAAGAUUUUGCACACACAUUCAACCGAAAUAUCUCGUGAUUUAGACCUCAGUAAAGUUCUCCCGACGCUGGUUAGGCAUGGAGUAUUUAGUAAACAAGAAGAACUCGACAUUUUACAAAAAUCGGACCCAGUUUCACGCACCAAAGCGUUCGUAGAGCGACUGCAGAAAAAGGGUCCCCAAGCUUUUCAUGCAUUUUGUGUCACUCUGGAAUAUACACAUCCACAUUUGUUGACAAAAUUUCUGGUGGACUAUCCAGGGCAAGAAGCCGUCCCCGAGGAAAGUUCCCCGACACGAGCACUCCAACUCGGUUUUGAACUAGCGCUAAAAGAACGCGAUGCCGUCCUGCGAGAGAAUGCUAAGGCGUUGGAAGUGCGCGAUUUAGCUCUUCGGGAAAUGGAGGCACUGAAAUCAGACAGGGAUCGCGUCGUCUCCAAUCUGGAAAGUAUAACGGGGCGGAGGUCUCCCAAGCAAAACAACAGGGAUAUGGAGCUGUCGCGCAAUGAUCCGAGAUUCAAAGUCGUUGAACGAGAUACACAGGGUGGCGAUCGUUUCGUAUGGGAGACGCAUUCGGUGACCUUGACCCGUGUCUUCGGCUAUGGUUUUGGAAUUGCUGUCAGCGGUGGAAGAGACAAUCCUCAUUUCGCCAGCGGGGAUCCAUCAAUUGCCGUAUCGGACGUUUUGAAGGCAGGGCCAGCAGAGGGCCGAUUACAAAUAAACGAUCGUGUGGUGUCGGUGAACGGGUACCCCCUGGAUAACGUGGACCAUGCCGUGGCUAUUUCCCUGCUGAAGGAGAGCGGUAAUACAGUUAGUCUAGUCAUUAAGAGGAAGGUUUAUAUGGAAAAUGUGGAGCCCGAACCAACACCGAUAAAGUUAACUCUCACCAAAAAACUACGGAAAGACGAAUACGGUUUGGUUCUUGGCUGCCGCCUCUACGUAAAGGAGAUCACUGGUAAUUCUUUGGCAGCCCAGGAGGGGGCGCUGAAGGAAGGCGACACAAUACUCAAGAUAAACAACACAACAGCUGAUAAUCUAUCGCUAGUGGAAGCUCAGCGUCUUUUGGAGAAAUCCCGCGACAAGGUCCACCUGGUGACGGUGAAAGAAAACAAUAAAUUACCGGGGCGUCAUAAGCAUCAGAACAGCGAGCCUUUAAUAGAUGACUUAUCAAAAUCAAAACUUCCUGGGUUCGCCCCGAAACAAGAAAAUGCUAAUCGCUGGCAAGUGCACCCCGGCGCGGGGAAACUUCCCGAGAUGUUGGUUACCGCGGAGACGAUGUACGAUGCUCAUGCGGUAGCGCCAUCGCGGGAGGAGUCGCGGCCGCCGUUCGACGAUCCGCCACCGAGACCGCCGUUGCCAAAUAUGGAGCCAGAGCCGCCUCCCAGACCGCCGACUCCCGGCCAAGAGCUCGGAUCUCCUGAAGCCUAUUUGGUACCGACCCCUACUGAGCCCGACCGCAUGGACCUCAUACCAGGUCGGCGCCCCCACAACAUGGUUUGGAGUAUUCAAAUAUCCACGCCCUCCCACACACCCCUCUACCACGCACGCCCCAUCCGUAUAUUUAGUCCUGAGCCGAGGAAGAUCUCCUUUCGGAAGGAGAUCGGAAAAGGUGUAGGGAUACGUCUGGCAGGUGGUAAUGCGGUCGGAAUUUAUGUCGCAGCAGUGCAGCCUGGUACUCCCGCUUUUGAACAGGGAUUGCAAGAGGGGGAUCUCUUAUUACAGGUGAACAAUGUUGACAUGAGGAACAAUACUCGUGAAGAGGCGGUCCUGAUGUUGCUAGGCUUAGAAAGCCAAGUUGACCUCCUGGUUCAGUAUCGUCGCGAGGACUACCAACGUUUUAUAACAGGAAGUGACUUUGGCGACUCAUUCUAUAUAAGGACUCAUUUCAACUAUGAUCACGUGGAACAAGGCCAAAUGAGUUUCCGCGUCUGUGACGUGUUUCACGUCCGCGACACGUUACAUAAUGGCGUCGUCGGUUCGUGGCAGGCCGUGCGGAUUGGGAGAAAUAAUGCCGAGACGCAGAAGGGUGUGAUACCAAAUUUCAACAGGGCCGAACAACUUGCACUCGCCCAACGAAAACGCCAGUCACGUGACGCCGACAAAGAAAACAACGCGCCGAAUAAACGAGGAGGUUUCUUCAGACGGCGCAGUCAUCGGCGCUCAAAGUCGCUGAGUAAGGACCAUUGGGAGGAUGUCAUUUUCUCCAACACAGUUACAAAGUUCCCAGCCUAUGAGCGUGUGGUGCUCAGACAACCCAACUUUCUCCGUCCAGUCGUAAUCUUCGGUGCUUUAUCGGACGUCAUCCGCGAUCGUCUUCUGCGCGAACAUCCAGAAUCUUUCGAAUCGCCACAGGCGGAUGUGAACCGUGGUGGUGAUGAAUCCACAGGGCGGUCGGGGAUUAUUAAACUAGCGGCAAUAAAACAAAUCGUAGAUAAGGAAAAACACUGUAUCCUCGACGUCACGCCGAACGCGGUCGACCGGUUGAACUACGCCGGAUACUAUCCAGUCGUUAUAUACCUCCGCACCGACAGUAAAAACACCGUGAAGGAAUUACGAGCGAAGCAUUCGAAAAAUUCGACGAAAAGCCCGCGAAAACUUUUCGACCAAUCAGUGAAAUUGGAGAAAUGCUAUUCGCACUUGUUCACUGCCACUGUUCCGUUGACCUCUGGUGACUCCUGGUACGGGAAGGUCAAGGACACGAUCGCUAGUAGUCAGAACAACGCCAUCUGGAUGUCCGAGGCGAAGCCUGAAGACAGCCACACAGAGGACUUCCUCUUCCCGAUGUCGAAUCGCUUCAGUUACGUCUCAUCUCCAGAGAGUGACCUUGAACUCUCGCAUCGGAUGGGCCAGCUCGAUCCCGAGACACCGCCGCUGAAUCGCCGGCUGAUACGGUCGUCGUCCGACCCUAGCGUCGCCACAAUGGACAAUAUACCGGGGAUUCCGCCGUACAAGCAGCCUCCCACUUAUCAGAGGGAGAGCUUCAGACAUGAACUUCACACCGCCCUUCAAAACAAGAACUAUAUGGAAUUUCCGGAAAAACAAAGCCCUAGGGAAGGUUCCUAUGGCAACGGACCAGUCGAGCGACAACCCGCCACCGAACGUUUUUCGCCGACAAUGGGAUCGAACCCUCGCGACGAACGGUAUUACCCAUCGUACUAUGCAGGCUCGAGUCUCCCACGCGAUGCGCGGGUGUCGGGACGGGCAAAUAUCGACCCAUACGCCACAAUUACCCCUAGUGAGAGAUUGAGGAACUACCAACAGAAUGAUGACGGGCGUCCCUAUAACGGUCAGCCUAUCUUCAGUCUAAAUAAACAAAAUUUCGCCGAGAAAGAAAAAAGUUUUCCUCCGCCGCCGAAGGACAAUGCUGUGUACGUUUACCGAACGGACCAACAGGGGGCACCACCAAACGAAUGGGAAAGGAGAUUACAAGAUAACAAGAACUACACCGAGUCUUACAGCUCCUCCUACAGUAGCGACUCCUACCAAAAAUAUGUAAACAACCCGGCGAAUAGACACGACGAUUCCAAACUUCAAGAAAAAUUCGGCACGAUGAAUCCGUUGCUCGAUCCGUCGGAGUUGAUCCGAGAUCAACCGCAAAAGAUUCGGCCGCUGAGCGAAAGUGGCGGUCGGAGCGACCCGUACCGGUUUACGCGGAGUACGGCUAAACCGUACAACAAGGGCGCGCCGAUCGAUAAGACGAAGUUAGCCGAUCUUAAACACGGGAAAAACAGGGAUUCCGUUUCACGCGACGAGAAAAUUAAACCCCAGGUGGCUCCAAAACCGAUCCUGCGGCCAGAUAUACUCCGGUCAAAGUCGGAGGCGGCCUUGAAUGCGGAACCCCCGAUGCAGGAUCCGUUAAGGUCGAGUUUUCCUCGGUCACAUUCAGCGUCCGAUAACCUGGAUCCUGACGAGGUACAGCGUAGGAACGUUUUGAAUAGACGAAGUUUGACCGACAUUGAGAAACAAGUCCACAGCUAUCAGGAUUACCGGGACGGAACCCGACCGCCAGCGCCGACACGGAGAGAGGAAGGAUACCGGGACCGCAUAGAAUCGGCGCCGCAGUACCGCUACGAACCACCAGGAGGGUAUGACCCAAGACAUCCCGCACCUCCGUCAGGCUACGAUCCACGCAGCAGGGACUCAGCACCCCCUGGUGGCUACGAGCAGAGACACGAGGCGCCACCUCGGGGCUACGACCCCAGACGCGACUCAAUGCCAAGAGAUAGCAGUCGAUAUGGUGACCCAAAUAGAUCGUUCGUCAACGACACGUAUAUGAACCCAUACGAUCGCGAGCGACAACGUCUCUCGGUGGACCACGGCCGGGAUAACAGAGAUGGGCCUCGGACGGGCGACGUCAGACCUGGUCCCUAUGGUGAGAGCGGUUCACAUCGUCCUGGGGACAUUUUAGGACGACCUGACGGUCAAGGAAGCCCACAACUGCCUGCUAUGGAGGAUGGACGCGUCGUCAUAGCAACAGCCCGAGGUGUUUUCGACAGUAAUGGAGGAGUUUUGGAAUCUAAAGAAACAGGCGUCAGUAUUUUUAUUCCCAGUGGUGCGCUACCCUCCGGAGUCCGGCAAGAGAUCUACUUCAAGGUCUGUCAAGAUAAUAGCAUCCUCCCACCUCUUGAUCAAGAAAAAGGGGAGACACUCCUCAGCCCACUGGUCAUGUGCGGACCUCACGGACUAACGUUCAAUCAACCCGUCGAACUUCGAUUACCACACUGCGCAUCCGUCAAUCCAGACAGUUGGUCGUUUUCGUUAAAGUCGAGUGACUCGCCAACGGGUCACCCCACACAGUGGCAGAAUAUGACACUAGUGGGAAUGGACGGCGUCUCGCAGGGACGGGUCGGGAAAAAUAGCGUGUCUGUUAUGGUCGAUCAUUUCUAGGUCGAGUUUUCACAGCUCAUUUUCGAAACAUUUAUAAUAGAACCUUCCAUAAACGACAGUUCUCUGCUGAGGACGCAUCUGUACCGUAGAAACAUGGGAAAAUCUGUCUGCUUCUUCAUCUAAGACGAGUUUUUAUAAAGGGUGAUUCCGCAGUUACCUCUUUAAACAAGACGCCUCCUUAUAGGGACAGCAUUUGUCUGUCCCAAGGGUGUCAUAGUAGAGUGUCGUUCGACUGUACACUAAACCUCUCUAUUAUGGACACCCUCGGGACUGACAAGUGCUGUCCUUAAUAGAGAGGUGUCCUGAUUAGAGAGGUCAAAAUGAAUGUAAAUGACCUAUUUGGGACCAAAACUAGUGUCCUUAAUAGAGAGGGUGUCUUUAGUAGAGAGGUGUCUGCUAAGGGAGGUUGUACUGUAGUUUGUUAUGGUUAGGUAAAAAGGAUCCUGGUGUAAAAUUCUUAAUUUCUGAACAAAAAAAACCUCAUUUGCGCAAAUUUUCCUCAGGUGAGACUAGUGCCAGUAUAGUAUACAUCAUAUUUUUUGUACAAACUUUUUUGUGAAACAAAUGCGUACUUGUAUUAUUUCAGAAACAUGAUGAAAUCAACAUGGCUUAUGUAAAAAUUAGUGUAAAUAAAAAAAUCAGUUAUGCUACUUGACGUCUAGUGUCGCACAGGGAAAUAAAUGUGUCACUCUUUAUCUAAGUCAUACUCACAGCUAUGCACAAUUGUAUAUGGUUUCUAUGGCAACACAUGUAUUUUCGCUUAGCAACAAAUUAUUUACAUUUUCCAUGUCGACUAAUUUAUUCGGUUGACGUGGAAAUGUUGUAUUUUUGGUAAUUGGUUGAUCAGAUGGUUUUCUUCUACUUAUUCAAAUGUUUACAUAUCAUUUACAUGUUUACAGUAAGACUUACAGUGAAAAUCACAUGUUUACAGUAAGAUUUACAGUAAAAUGACAUGUUUACAGGAAGAUUAUAUAUUUACAGUAAAAAAAAUCACAUGUUUACAGUAAGAUUUACAGUAAAAAUCACAUGUUUACAGUAAGAUUAUAUAUUUACAGUAAAAAUCACAUGUUUACAGUAAAAAAACCCACAUGUUUACAGUAAGAUUUACAGUAAAAAAUCACAUGUUUACAGUAAGAUUAUAUAUUUACAGUAAAAAUCACAUGUUUACAGUAAAAAUCACAUGUUUACUGUAAAAAAUCACUAUGUUUGCUGUAACAUUUACAAAAGCGUUCUGUCCUGUCAUGAAUUUGACAUUUUUUCUCUUCUUUUGGAAAAUUCUUGCAAAACGUGUUUCUUUUGACUCCUGUAUAAAACCGUGUAAUUUUCAUGACGAUAAAAUUUGACAAAUAUGCUCAUGUUCAACUUGGUGAUGGACUGAAUAUUGUGUUUGCUGCUGAAAUUUAACGCCUUCACGGCCAAAACCGCGUAGAUCUACAUGACCCAUAUCCCCUCAUUGAGCUGGUUAUCAGAUUCUCGCGGACAAAACAGAGGAACUACGCCAUCGCCAUCUUCAGGGCAAGGUAGGAACUGAAAAGAACAAACAGUCUUUCCAGUUCCUACUUUGCCCUGAAGAUGGCGAUGGCGUAGUUCAGAACUUUAAAUGACUUCAUGAAAGAACUACACCAUCGCCAUCUUCAGGGCAAGGUAGAAACUGAAAAGACCAAACUCAAAAUAUCAUGAUAAAGCUAUUUCGACUUUGGGAAUUUAUUUUGGGGGUCAGGGGGUUGGAAAGGGGGGUCAUUUUGGUCCUUUUUCAACCAAAAAGUAAAAUAUAGUAAAGGAGUGUAGCUAACAUACCUCUAUUGAUUCAAGAAGACCUUGUCUUGGAGACGUUACUGCAAAAGACCUCAUGCAGUAAUCUCUUAAAUUAGUUUUUCUGGGGUCUGAAGAGGAGGUGCAACACCGGCCGAGAAGGUGUUAAUGCAUUUGAGUUGAAAUUUUUACGGUGUUAAUGAAUUUGGGGCGGGGGGGGGGCAAAAUUGCCACUAAAAGUUAUGCAAAACAGUUUUUUGACUGGAUUUUGAUGUAUUUUUGAAUCAGUGUGAUUUAACAAAUCAAAUGUUGUCCAUUUUGGAAGUCUGCUUACAAUUUAGCGUCCACUGUACAUUGUGUAUGUAGUUUCAAGUCGUCCUUUACAUUAUAUGUAUGUAGUAAUAUUAUUAUGUUAUACAGGGUGUGUCAAAAAAACGUUGCAAAAAUAAAAGCUCAACAAAUCUCAUGGCUUCCAAAUAUGAAAUAAAUCAUGACGAAAACAGAAAGUGCAUAAAUGUUUUUGUGUUCUAUCAGACGUCCGGUACCAUCAGUUCAAAGUUAUUGCAUCUUUUUUGAGACACCCAGUAUAUACAUCAUUGCAAAGUCUAUGCAUUGUAGUACAGUUUAUAGUUAUAGUUCAUCUUUGUACCAGCUUAUGCCGCAGAAAUUUCUAGAAAAACGUUACAGUGAUUGCAUAUCAAAAUAUAUUUGUAUUUUUAUAUUUUUGACAGUUUUUCGGGUGCAGUGUUGUUCAGACCUCGUCCAAAUGGCCAACGAGGCCCUAGGAGUGAGGUUGGUGUUAUUACGCUAUAUAUGGUUUAUGUAAAAAGUCCAUAGUUGUAUCUAAAUGGGGGGUCAAUGUCGGCCGUAACUAGUGCAUAGUUUAGAGUUACUCUAUAGGGGAAACCAGAACAGCAAUUUUGGCUUGAUUGCAAAAUCCUCGACAAAUGCUUUAAUUUACGGGGGGGGGGGGGUUGGUAAGGGGUUAUUAGAAAUCUUUUGCAGCAAUGCCGAGGUUCGUGACUCAGCCGACAAUCACCACCUGGGAUCCAGGUUGAUGUCUGUCUUCAACUUCAACGCCAAUCAUUGGGUCCAUGUUUCAAGACGUCUUCGUUGGGUUUCGUUCUUUAACCCUUUGGGGCCCGAGUUUCCGCAGAAAUACCGCCCCAUAGAGCCCGAGUUUCCGGAGUGAAAUGUUGUUGACAUCAUCUUUGAUGCCAAAAUACUCGCAGAACUCAAAUUUUCACCCUGGAAAACUUUAUAUGAAAAUCAUGACCAGCUACCACACCAAAGUUGUCAAUGAAUACCUCAGUUUCAAAAAGCCGUUAUAAGCGUUUUAUGUGGUAGGUCUAACAGAGAGGUUUUUCUUAGUCGACUAAGGGCGAGAUCUGGCUUCAAAGGGUUAAGUGUCUGGUGGGACGAGUGUGUUGCUCAGAAUUUAUACCUCAUGGUCUUAGAUUUCAAAUUUGGACAAACGAUUGAGUCAUUCUCAUCGUGCAGACUUAUAGGCAUCGAUGCGUCAGUUAAAGGCCUACGCCGUUCGUUUAAAAAAUUUGAAUUUGUAAUUGAAUUUGAAAAUUGUCAAUUAUGUAAAUACACACUAAAUAUAAAUGUCAACAUUGGCGUUGUGUAGACUGAUAUACAAAUACUAUACAUACCAAGUUUCAACAAAUUUGUAUUCACAAUACAUGCACUACGGCAUUGUGUAUUAGUGGAUUUCUAUUUUCCUGGACCACAAGUAAUUACAGUUUAAAUAUUUAAAUAUUUAAAUAUUUGUGAAACUGGACUCACGGAAUGUGACGUACCUGUUUAUGUCAACUAGGCCUUGAUAUUUGCAGUGACCUAAAACUCCAUGUCUUAAAGGGGUACGUUCGUAACUACUGGUGGUCCAGGAAAAUAGAAAUGCAGUUAAACACAAUGCUGUAGCGCAGUUAUUGUGCAUGCAAAUUAGAUGAAACUUGGUAUUCAUGGUAUUUGUAUAUCUUUCUACAGAACAGCAAUCCUGACAUAUAUAUUUGGUAUGUAUUUACCCAAUUGGAUAUUCCUCAAAUUCAAUUUUAUAUUUUUAACGAACUGCAUAGGCCUAAGAAUGAUGACACUUUCAAAUUGUACUCGUACAAAUUUUGGACCAACAUACAAUGUAUUAGCAAUAAAACUCACUACCCCUCUGUUGAGAUUGGAACAGUCCAAGACAGUACAUUGGACUGUUCCAUUUAUAAUUUUUGGGGGUAACUAGAAGGUUCAUGUGCUCGCCAGGAUUACUGUGAAUGCAUAUCAUAUCAAAAUUAAAAAGAAUUUAUCGGAA